Molecule: messenger RNA, 3040 nt
Organism: Cuscuta epithymum
Lineage: Eukaryota; Viridiplantae; Streptophyta; Magnoliopsida; Solanales; Convolvulaceae
Source: the annotation of a GenBank genome assembly
CAAAAAAGUACUCCAUAUAUUUAUAACCGAGCCAUUCGAGUCCUUGGUGACUACAAAAAUGUCUUUGAGGUCAAACAUCAAACACUUUAUAAACGCUACUUCAGUUCGCUCAUUUUCACGCAACUUCCAUCACAGUGGUCGGCAUUCCUUUCCGCCGGAGCUAGCUGGUCCACCUCUGCAACAAGGUCCAUACCAUCUUCUCAAAGAAGACCCUAUUGAAGUUCUAUCCAACCUCUGGGUCAAGACCUUCUCACAACCGGGAAAGCCCUUCUCUAACCUUACCGGAUUCCUCUCGAAGCUAGACCUCUGGGUCCUUGCCUACCAGCGUACCUGCGCCCACGUCACUGGCUCCUUUCCUCCCCGCAAUGCAAUCCACAGUCACAUCCUCUCAGAUCUUGUGUCCCUACGAAACACGGUUGUUUCCGGAAAAUUCAUCUGGAACGACAAGGCGCAUCCAGUAAUUUGUGGACCCAACGAAAGACCCAUUGCGAACCUCUCCCGCCGCCAGCUCGAUACUGUUCUCACCUCCAAAGCCCCGCCGUUUCAGGACCAGGAACCCCCACACUGUCAUCCGGACCAUCAGGAGUAACUUUGCUGGGUAUUUAUGGUAUUUGAGAGGUGAUGUAAGUGACAUUUUCGAUAAUGUUGAUAUGAACACAGCCAUGGAUUGCAUUGGAAAAGUCUUGAAGGAUAAGAAGGUAUUAAGCUUGAUCAGAUCAGGUUUGAGAGCAGGAAGCAGUGAUGAAGGCAAAGAGAAGAAGUUGGAUAAAAAGAAAUCGAAAAAAACCCAGACAAAGAAAAGAAUUCUGAAAGCAAAUGAGCCGAAGCCAGACCCAUAUUGGCUCAGGGCGUUCUAUGAUUUUUCACCAGAAGAGGCUGCAAAGAUACCAAAGUAUGGGUACUGUGGGAUUCUCAGUCCAUUGCUAGCAAACGCCUGUCUAAAUGAGCUGGAUCAUAUGAUGGAAGAGAAGAUAGUUGAGUUCUUCAGGCCCUGCGAGCUUGACGCUAUUUGGAAACACUCUAUUGAUGAUGGUUGUCAUAAUCCGUCUUGGCCCGAGUUUGUUCCGUCGAGCGGGAAAGGGAAAACGAGAAAGAUGGACUACAUUCGGUUCGGGGGACAUUUCUUGAUUGGCAUAAGAGGUCCUAGGCAAGACGCCGUGGAUGUUAGGAAGGAAAUAAUCGAGUUUUGUGAGAGAGAGUAUGGCAUAAGAUUGGAUAACUCAAAAAUUGAAAUAGAGCACAUUAGUAGGGGGGUUCAAUUCUUGGAUCAUAUGAUUUGUCGCAGGGUAAUAUACCCCACACUCCACUACACAGCUUCAGGAGGGACUGUUGUGAGCCAGAAAGGCGUAGGGACACUUCUCUCCGUCACUGCCAGCCUGCAACGAUGUAUUCGCCUGUUCCGGCAGCUCAAGCUUGUGAAGGGCGACAGUGAUCCAGAGCCACUUCCUUGCACCCCAAUGCUUUAUUCCGGUCAAGCUCAUACUAAUGCUCAAAUGAAUAAGUUGCUUGAGACCUUAGCGGAUUGGUACAGGUUUGCAGAUAACAGACGGAAAGUUAUCGGCUUUUGUGCUUACGUGAUCCGUAGCUCUCUGGCUAAGCUGUAUGCGGCCAGAUAUAGACUAAAAUCUCGUGCUAAGGUGUAUAAGAUUGCAUCACGCGAUCUGAGCCGUUCCUUGAGGGAACACAGUAACAACGCCGCACCUGAGUACUCUGAUCUUCUGAGGAUGGGACUUGUUGAUGCUAUUGAAGGUGUUCAGUUCUCUCGCAUGUCCUUCAUCCCGUCAUGUGAUUACACCCCUUUCCCUAGGAGCUGGGUCCCAGAUCAUGAGAGGAUGUUGCAUGAGUAUGCCAAAUUACAAGAUCCUAAAUUUUUUUGCGAACUGCUCAAGUCUGUGAAAAGGAAGUCUUUGUCUUUACCGCAAGAUGAGGUGUCUGAAAUUGUUUGGGACUACAAGACACUCGGCGUGCAAAGCAAGCGAUUCAGUGGUGAUUAAGAAGAGCAAAAUUAUAUGGGACUCAUGAUUUUUGGGAUAAUGAGAGAAGGGGCAUAGUUCAACUAAGGCAAUCCGACUAGCAGUAGUCUCAAGUUUGUGCCACAACACUUUUUUCCCAAGACAACUGCUCUUCAUUCUUGAAGAUCACUUUUGGUUUACUCAAAUGCCAUGGAUAGUUUCUAUGUAUAGAUAAUAGAAGUGGUGAUCUUUUCCAAACAGCUCCUGCCCUUGAGAAGUGUCUCUGUUCACACGCUCUCUUUCUUAAACUAGUAGUGUUUAAAGAGAGUUAAUCGCACGCACUGCUCUGAAGCCCAUGAUAUGAUGAACCCUUGAGCUAGGUGAUAUGAGAUUUCCUGCCCUCACCUACCACUACCUACUAAGUCAUAUCAUCUGUCUUCCUAUUUUAGCCAUUUCAAAUCUCAAUGUAUAAACUGCUACAGAAGUACUACGCAUUAUUUUAGUGUUGUCUGCAACAUUACCUUCGUUAGUGAAGAACUAACUUAUUACAUAGUAAUUCAUUGCCAAAUAUUACUCCUUAGUGUCACCAUAAAAGUUUCCGACCAUAGCUUACCUUGUUGACAUGGAGGAGCCACCAUCUCUUAAUAUCUAAAAGCAAAAAUAGAAGUUUGAUGGAAAAUUUAGCUACAUUGCUGCCCCUUACCUUUUUAUCUAACGCAUGCAUCAUUUCCCGUGCCAUCAAAAUGUGACCACAGAUAUCGCUAGAUUCCAUAAACCCAACCUGCUCCUUAGAAAUUAGCUUAGGCAAGAUUAAAACAAGUCUAUUGGCCAGCACUCUGGUACCGACCGUGCUGAUAAAUCUUUAAAGGCAAAUAGGUCGGAACACAGAAAAAUUCAAAAAUCUUUAGGUCUCACAUUUUUGGGCAUCAAAACAAUAAGAGUGCUUCCUAUAGAAUGAGGCAUUGGAUUGCCUAAAAAAUCUUGUACAGCGUAAGUGACAUCUUUUCUCACAAUAUCCCAGCAACUGCGAAACAAAAUUCUGUUCAAACCAUCUGUCCCUGUUGGAGGGCACUAUCUUUUCAGCUUCC